GUAGAUCAAAGUAAAAGCGUACGAGUCCCAUUACCAACCACCUACGAAACGUGCAUUGCACGUUUUUUGGCUUCUUGGCAACCAUCCAUCUACGAAACACAGAAAGCGUUCCUUGACUUCUUGGUAACCGUUCACCUACGAAACACAGAAAGCGUUCCUUGGCUUCUCGGUAACCGUUCACCUACGAAACACAGAAGCGUUCCUUGGCUUCUCGGUAGAUCUAGGUCUACAGAAACAGCAUUUCUUUGA
This is a messenger RNA of Funneliformis geosporum, 249 nucleotides long. Lineage: Eukaryota; Fungi; Glomeromycota; Glomeromycetes; Glomerales; Glomeraceae. The record is from the annotation of a GenBank genome assembly.